This is a messenger RNA of Apis mellifera (honey bee), 4789 nucleotides long. Its product is annotated as CD109 antigen. Gene Ontology annotation, cellular component: extracellular region. The transcript is spliced from 28 exons. The coding region runs from base 237 to 4679 and encodes 1480 amino acids. Gene Ontology annotation, molecular function: endopeptidase inhibitor activity. The record is from RefSeq and is a predicted model, not a curated record. NCBI's taxonomy places the organism in Eukaryota, Metazoa, Arthropoda, Insecta, Hymenoptera, Apidae.
UAGCUGAAGUUUAGCAGCCAGAAGGAAGGGAAACUUGCGCUUGCCUACUUGUUUUCUUGGGACCAUGAUUGGUAAUUCUUAUUAGUAUUCAUCUAACUGUUGCAUUGAAAACAUUGAUGCUUUAAGGUUUUCUGUAUUUUCUUCUCUACUUUCUUUGAAAAAGAACCAGUGCUACCAGCGCUGGUAACAGCGUGACAUCCUUGAAGUCUACAAUCCUUUGACGUGAUUCUAUAAAAAUGAUUUGGCAGUGGUUCCAUAUUUUUUUUUUAUCCUGCAUAAUAUUAAAUGUUACUGCAGAAUCAUAUUACAGUAUAAUAGCUCCAAAGGUAAUACGAGCUGAUUCUGAAUAUCAUGUAGCUGUAAGUACUACUGGUGUAUCAACACCAUCAACAAUAUAUAUUGAAUUGAAUGGAUUGCUUGAUAAUGGAGAAAUAUUCAAUGUAUCUCAAGUUAUACGUGUACAGCCAUAUAUGACAAGAAUUUUACAAUUUGAAAUUGGUGAUAUUAUUCCUGGCAAAUAUCAAUUAAUUGCACGUGGUUUGUCAGGAAUAGAAUUUUCAAAUUCUAAAUCAAUAGAUUAUGUUCUCAAAAGUUAUUCAGUUUUUAUUCAAACUGAUAGAGCAAUUUAUAAACCAGGAAAUAAAGUUAUGUUUCGAUGUAUUUUAUUAAAUUCUAGACUUAGACCUACACUUGAAAGAUUAGUAGAUAUUUAUAUUACAGAUGGAAAAGGAAAUAGAAUUAAGCAGUGGAUUCGCCCACCUGUAACUCAUGCAAUUUUCAAUGGAGAAAUUGAACUAUCUGAAUUUCCAGUUUUAGGUACUUGGAAAAUUACAGCUAAUGUUGGAGAUCAAACAUUUGAAAAGGAUUUUGAAGUUGCUGAAUAUGUAUUACCUAAUUUUGAAGUAACAAUUGAUGCUUCUAAACAUUUUACAUUUAAAGAAUCAAAAAUUACUGCAACAAUUUAUGCCAAGUAUACUUAUGGUAAACCAGUGAAAGGCGAAGCAACAAUUACAGCUUAUCCGGAUAUUUUUUCUGGUGUAAUACAACCAAUAUAUCAGCAACCUGUACGAAAAGUAAUUCCUAUAAAUGGAAAAGUAAUUGUUGAUUUUGAUAUUUAUAAUGAAUUAAAAUUAACUGAUGAAUAUGAAAGACCAGUCAUGCUUGAUGUUACAGUAGAAGAAUCUUUAACUGGUAGAAGACAGAAUACUUCUACACAUAUAACAUUACAUAAAAAUAAAUACACAAUGGAUUUAAUAAAAACAUCAGAAUAUUAUAAACCAGGAUUAAAAUAUACAGCAUUUAUAAAAAUAACAUAUCAUGAUGGAACACCAGUAAGAGAUAAUAAAAAUCCUGUUAUAAUAAAAUAUGGAUAUAGUUAUGAUAAUCAGUCCAUAUAUACAAAUAUUACUGGUAUGUUGGAUGAAAAUGGAAUGGUAAAAUUGGAUUUUUAUCCACCAAAAACUAAUCAUAAUAUUUCUUAUCCUUUAAAUAUUGAGGCUCAAUAUUUAAAUCUUUAUGAAUGGUUUCCAUCAACAAAUCAAGCUAUGUCUCAAAAUAAUGAAUAUAUACAAGCUAUUUUGAAAACUGAAAAACCUAUGGUUAAUCAAGAUAUAGAAAUUGAAGUCAAUUCUACAAUUCCAUUGAAAUAUAUUAAUUAUGAAAUAUUUGGACGUGGUGAUAUAUUGGAUGCAGGUUCUAUAUAUGUUCAAAAUAAACAUACAACAAAUUUUAAAUUCUUAGCGACAUAUGUUAUGGCUCCUACUGCACAUGUAAUUGUAUAUUAUGUAGGAAAUGAUGGUGAAGUCAUUGCAGAUGCUUUAGAUGUAGAAUUAGAAGGAGUACUUCAAAAUUUUGUUGAUAUUAAAAUGGCACCUAAAGAAGUUGCACCAGGAGAAAAUGUUAAUUUAAUUAUUACAUCAAAACCAAAUUCAUAUAUUGGAUUAUUAGGUGUAGAUCAAAGAUCUCUUCUAUUAAAAUCUGGCAAUGAUAUUUCAUAUGAACAAGUAUAUAAAGAAUUAAAAUCAUAUGAUAAUGCACAUGAAUCACCUUAUACAAAUUCCAUUUUUGAUCGAUAUUUAUGGAGUCCUGGUUCAGCUACAGCAAAAGAUGUUUUCAGAGAAAGUGGUGCUAUUAUCAUAACAAAUGGAUAUGUUCAUGAAAAUUUACCCAUUAAACAACCGGGAAUACUGGAAGGUAGAAUAACAGGCUCACCUCAUGGAGCAUCCACACUUCGACCAGACCUUGGUCCACCUGUUAUGCACAAACUAGCAACAAGACCACCAUUGGCAGGUCCUUAUGCCUUCUCUCGCAUCCCACCUCCUGUAUGGAAUAAGCCCCGUGUUUUCCUAAUGCAUGACAUCUUAAACACUUGGCUUUUUACAAACUUCUCUGCAGGGCAUGAGGGAAAAAAUGAGCUGAAAAGAAAUGUACCUGAUUCGAUUACAUCAUGGGUGCUUACUGCAUUUUCUGUAAAUGAUGUUCAUGGAUUAGGUCUUAUAAAAGAACCACAAAAGUUGAAAGUUUUUAGACCAUUUUUCAUCGCAAUGGAUCUUCCUUAUUCCGUGAUCCGAGGCGAAAUUGUUGCAAUUCAAAUCGUAGUAUUUAAUUAUAUGAAUAAAAAUGUUGUAGCUGAAGUUUUAUUAACAAAUGAAGGCCAAUUUGAUUUUGCAGAAAUAUCUAAUGAAAUUCAAGAUGUACCAAAAUUAGAAUUAUAUCGUAAGAAGAAAGUUGAAGUAAAAGCUAAUUCUGGAAGUAGUAUAUCCUUUAUGAUUAUUCCACGAGAAUUGGGAUACAUUACAAUUAAAGCAACUGCAAAUAGUAUAUUAGCUGGAGAUAGUGUUAAUCGUAAACUUCUUGUUAAGGCUGAAGGAGAAACGCAAUAUGUAAACAGAGCAACUUUCUUAGAUCUUAGAAAUACAAAAAGUACAUCAAUUAAUGUCACAAUUGAUAUACCCAAAAAUGCUGUACCAGGUUCAGAACAUAUUGAAAUAUCUGCAGUAGGUGAUAUUUUGGGUCCAAGCAUUUUGAAUUUAGCAAAUUUAAUCAAAAUGCCAUCUGGUUGUGGGGAACAAAAUAUGUUAAAUUUUGUUCCAAACAUAAUGAUAUUAAAUUAUCUCAAAAAUACAAAUCAAUUAACACAAGCAGUGCAAAACAAAGCUCUUAGAUAUAUGGAAAUAGGUUAUCAAAGAGAAUUAACUUAUAGACAUAAUGAUGGAUCAUUUAGUGCAUUUGGCAUGUCUGAUAGCAGUGGAAGUACAUGGCUUACAGCAUUUGUUGCAAAAGCUUUUAAACAAGCUGCUGCAUAUAUUCCAAUUGAAGAUAGAAUAAUAGAUGAAGCUUUGCAAUGGUUAUCAAAUAAUCAAGCUCCUAAUGGAAGUUUUCCUGAAGUAGGAAAAGUUAGUCAUCGAGACAUGCAAGGUGGAGCUGCAAAAGGUCUUACAUUGACAGCAUUUACUCUUAUUGCUUUCCUUGAAAAUGCAAAUACAAAUGGAAGAUAUAGAAACACAAUAAAUAAAGGAAUUGAUUAUAUCGUUCGUAACAUAAAUGAUUUAGAUGAUGCUUAUGCUUUAAGUAUAUGCACAUAUGCCUUAAAUUUAGCAAAACAUCCAUAUGAGAAUACAGCAUUUAAUUUGCUAGAAUCUAAAGCUAUGACCAAAGAAGAUAUAAAAUGGUGGAAUAAACCGAUACCAGUAAAUGAUAAAAAUCCGUGGUAUUAUUCUCUACCACGAUCUAUUGACGUUGAAAUGACAUCUUACUCUUUAUUAACUUAUUUAGAGCGUAAUUUAAUCGCUGAUUCCAUACCUGUAAUGAAGUGGCUGGUAAAACAAAGAAAUGCAGAAGGGGGUUUUGCGUCUACACAGGAUACGGUAAUUGGAAUCCAAGCUUUGGCAAAGUUAGGUGAAAAAUUAAUAACAAAAAAUAAUGAUAUACAGAAUAAUAAUAUUUCUGUAACAUUUGCAUAUGAAGAAGGACAAAAUCAAAUGAAUAUAAAUUCUGAUAAUUCCAUGAUACUUCAAAAACAAAUGUUAUCAAGAAAAACAAGAUUAGUUAAUAUAACAGCUACUGGAAAUGGAUUUGUUUUGGUUCAAGUUACAUACCAAUACAAUUUAAAUGUAACUGGAGCAUGGCCACUCUUCACUUUAGAUCCGCAAGUAGAUAAAAAUUCCAAUGCUAAUCAUUUACAACUUUCAAUUUGUUCUGGAUUUGUGCCAACUAAAGAAGCAAAUGAAAGUAAUAUGGUUGUGAUGGAAGUCAAUUUGCCUUCUGGUUUUACUGUAGAUAAGGAAUCAUUACCUAGCCUCGAAGUAUCACAAAAUGUAAAACGAGUAGAAACUAAAAACGGAGAUACAAUCGUAAUAUUAUAUUUUGAUGAGAUGAGCAGACAAGAAUAUUGUCCUACAGUAUCUGCAUUCAGAACACAUAAAGUAGCAAAACAGAAACCAGUACCAGUUACUAUAUAUGAUUAUUAUGAUUCAUCAAGAAGAGCAAGAGUAUUUUAUGAACCACGAAAAGCUACUCUUUGUGAUAUAUGUGAAGAUGAAGAUUGUGAAGAUUUAUGUGUUUCGCAACCUGGUAAACAAAAAGAUUUAUCACAAUCCAGUGCUUCAUGUUUAUCAACUUGUAUAUAUCUAUACUCAUUAUUUACUUCAUUUUAUAUUAUAUACUUUGGUUAUUUGUAAUUUUAUAUAUUUUUUAAAAUUUUACAUAAAAAUUUUGUAUAAACAAUUUAUAACCAAAGUACAUUACAUACAAAUAUCAAGCUUUUUCUAUGUAAAAUAUUAUAAUCUAU